This is a messenger RNA of Plasmodium gallinaceum, 900 nucleotides long. Its product is annotated as RING zinc finger protein, putative. The record is from RefSeq and is a predicted model, not a curated record. NCBI's taxonomy places the organism in Eukaryota, Apicomplexa, Aconoidasida, Haemosporida, Plasmodiidae. The transcript is spliced from 7 exons. Gene Ontology annotation, cellular component: cytoplasm. Gene Ontology annotation, biological process: protein ubiquitination. Gene Ontology annotation, molecular function: ubiquitin protein ligase activity. Bases 1 to 900 code for a protein of 299 amino acids.
AUGGGAAUAAUUGGCUCUUCUUUAGCUAAUAAUCAAAAUGACGAUUUUCAUAAUUCUCCUCCCCGUAUCAUAUCAUUAAAUCCAUCUUUUAAUAAUAGAUCAGCAAAUGAAAACUUGUGUGAUUUAAUAUCACAAGGACCAAAUAUUAACAUUCAAAAAACUUCAGUUGUUCGAAAUUCCAUAAAUUUACGCAGAAAGACAUUAAAAUUAGUAAAUAAUGGAAAUAAUGUUUAUUUAAUAAAUUUUAUUUUUGAUUCACUAUAUGAUGUAGAAUUGUCUAUUUAUUUUUGUUGUAAGGAAGAAAUUUCCGAAACACAGGAGACACUAUAUAUCCCAACAAAAUAUAAAACAAUUAAAAAAAUAUUUCAUAAAGAAGUAAAUCAAGUAUAUAUAAGUGAACCAGAAGAUGGAAUUGAUUUAAAAAAUAUUGAUAUAAAUGAUUUGAAAUGUAAACCAAGUUAUGAAUAUAUUAUACCUAUUCUAAUUGUUCUGAAAUCUAUAGGAGCAUCUAUACCGCAAGCACAAUUUAACUUUGCUUAUAUACAAGAAAAUGAAAUAAAAGAAAAUAAUAAUGGAGAAGAUAAAUAUAAAAUUGUUCUUUAUAGACAAAAAAUACAGUUUGGUAAUAGAAGUUUUGAAGUUCAAGAAAUAUUUGGUAUAGAAAAAUCUAAUGAGGCACAAACUGAUCCUGUUAACAAUUUUUUAUCAGGGAGGGAAUGUGUAAUAUGCCUUUCUGAAGAAAGAGAUACAGCUAUUUUACCUUGUAGACAUAUGUGCCUAUGUAACUUGUGUGCUAACAUUGUUAGAAUGCAAAAUACAAAAUGUCCGAUCUGCCGACAAGCUGUUAGAGGUUUAUUACAAAUUUCUAUUGAAAAUAAUAAGGUUCCUAAUAAUACAUAA